Andrographis paniculata is the source of this 1153-nucleotide messenger RNA. RefSeq lists its product as uncharacterized. The record is from RefSeq and is a predicted model, not a curated record. Gene Ontology annotation, cellular component: chloroplast. The coding region runs from base 49 to 1128 and encodes 359 amino acids. The transcript has a single exon. NCBI's taxonomy places the organism in Eukaryota, Viridiplantae, Streptophyta, Magnoliopsida, Lamiales, Acanthaceae.
AUUAUUACAUUAUCUUCUUUCUUAUCAACAUAUACAUUAUCCCAUCCCAUGUAUCCAUUUCUCUAUAAUUGUUUGCCCAUUUUUCUUAUACCUAUGGCUGCUGCUUCCAAACUUCUCCAAAUCCCCAUCAAGAAUUCAACCCAUCCUUCUUUACACACGAACUUCCUGAGACAAACAACAAACCUCCUACUACCAUCUUCAUUCAUCACAGAACAUUGUCCUAACAACCAAUCAAGAACAAUCCCAUCACUAUUAUCUUCAUAUCCCAAAUGCAAAUGCACAAAAUCAUCAUCAUCAAUAUCUCCAAAACCACCCACCACCAAAGAAGAAGCCAUUCUCCAAGCCAAACUCUCCCUUGCAUCCACCCUAGAGAAGCCCCUCAACAACCUAAAGCUCUCCACCAUUGGAAAGAUCAAGAAAGUCAAGCAGCUGAGGCUCCGGGUCGAGAUCCCCGUCGUCGAUGACUCGCCCUCGUCUCUGUCCAAAUUGGCCCGCCAAGUUUUCGGCAACAUGCCCUUAAAGAAAAAAGGGUCACCGCCGAUCAAGAUUCUUGUCCUCUGGCCAUGUCCCGAUUCAUUACAAGCUGCUGAUGAGGUCUUUAGCUCCUCCCAAUCUUCGGACAUUCUUGUCCGAAACAUUGGUAUAUCUUCGGGUGUCGGAACUCUGCCCUCUUCCGACAUGGCAGUGUUCAUGGCGCCGGAUGCUUCCCAGCUCGAGAUCAUGAAGACAGUUGCAGACAGUUUGAAUCCGAAGCCAGUAGUGAUCUUCAACCCCAAAUGGAGGGCCGAGGAAGAGGAAAACUUGGGAGAUGCGUACAAUGGGUUCAUAGGAUCGUUCGAUGUUGUCUAUUCAUUUACAGGAUUGGAGGUUAGAGGGAUCUUGAGCAAGAGGAAAGGUGUGGUUUUUAAGUGUGUUCGAGAUGGUGUGAUGAGCGGAGAGAAAUGGAAGAUUAUGGUCGAGGAAGAAGGGACCGGCGAAUUGAGGGUGGUUUCGAGCUUCAGGGCAAGGCCAUCCAUGGCUGAAGUCGAGAACGUGCUGUACAAUGUCAUGGCUGCUAAUUCACCUGUCACAAAAUCUGCCAAGUUCUUGAAGGAUUUGGUUUCUAAUGUAACUGGUAAGAACAAGUAAGAACGAAUUUGUGCUGACAACAUCA